This is a messenger RNA of Ciona intestinalis (vase tunicate), 1766 nucleotides long. Lineage: Eukaryota; Metazoa; Chordata; Ascidiacea; Phlebobranchia; Cionidae. The record is from RefSeq and is a predicted model, not a curated record.
AAACGCGAGUGCGACAUAAAUCUAUCUCGCCUUUAGCCCCAAGUUACAAAUAAAGGAGUUGUUGUGUUAAUAUGGUCCUAAUUGAUCCGUAAAUAGACGAGGUAUACAGCAUCUAGUACGUGAGAAGAGGGGUGUACGACAGGACAAGACCCAACAAGGAACAAAAAUGAAAACGGAUUAUGAUGUCAUAGUUAUUGGUGGGGGUGUGGAAGGGCUUUCAACAGCAAGGUAUUUAGCAAAACAAAGCUGCAGAAGUUUGUUGUUGGAACAGUUUUUGGUCCCAAACAACCGAGGGAGUUCUGGUGGUUUUUCGCGUACGAUCAGACACAGUUAUAACACGUUACAACAUGCACUGAUGAUGCCAAGUAGUUUCAAAGAGUGGAGAGAGUUAGAGAAAGAAUGCAAUAAGAAACUGCUAAUAAACACAGGCGUCUUGUCCAUGUGCAGCAAUGAUAAUCAAAAAGAAAUUCAAGCUAAUUUGAAACAGAUUGGAAUCGACUAUACGUUUUAUAAAAGCGAAGAGAUUGCAAAAGUAUUUCCUGGGUUAAACGGUGGAGAAUAUAAUGCUAUCUAUGAACGCGAGGCUUGCAUCAUGAAAUCGGAUGAAUGUCUACGCUGUUUACGGGAUUCUUACAUUUCUUCUGGAGGGACUCUUCUUGAGCUACAAAGAGUCAUAGCAAUAAAUCCAAUCAACGAACACAGAGUUGAAGUUAGGACCCCGGAAAAUGUGUUCGUUGCCGAGUCGGUUGUUUUAACAUGCGGUGCAUGGACGAACAAAAUGUUGAAACCAUUGGGUUUAAAACUGCCUUUAAAGGUGCAGAAAACUGAUGCAUUUUACUGGAAAACAAAAGAUGAGAAAAUGUUUUCAGCGAGUAAUGGUUUCCCGGUUUCUUGCGUUAUGAAAAACGAUGGCAAUUUAUGUUACAGUUUGUCAAGUUUUAAGUACCCCGGAUUAGUUAAGGUCGCUUUGCAUAAAGGCAUAGAAGUGGACGAGGAUAACAGAGAUGCUCCUUUGAGCCAGGAGCAACGACAAGCUUGGAAAAAAGACUUUAAAGAGCUAACAACGUUUGUAAAAGAACAUUAUCCUGGCUUGGAACCAGUCCCAUCUAUUCACGAAGCUUGUCUAUAUACAAUGACACCAGACGAAGACUUCAUUUUGGACAGUCAUCCGUCUCACAGAAAUAUUAUAAUAGGAGCUGGAUUUUCAGGACAUGGAUUUAAGAUGGGGCCAGUUGUUGGAGAGAUAUUGGGAUCUCUGGCUUUGAAAAGAAAACCUAAAGUCGACACACAUUCAUUUUUAAUUUCAAGAUUCAGUGCUUCUUCAAUGGAUAAAAUACCACAGGGCAAAUUGUAGGCUUGUACCCGCUCAAGAAAUCAAUCUAAUUGCUAAUAUACUGAAGACGUUUCAGAAGCGAAGUAUCACAAAUUAAAGCUUGGCAUACAAAAACUACCUACAACGUUAUAUCAAGUAAGCAGGCACGAGAAUAGCUGUGUUAUAACGACUGCAGUUUCCGGCCACAGGAAGAUUAAGCAAGUAACAUUGAUGAAUACACUGUGUGUAUUUUUAGUUUCGCUAUGCGAGAAAAAACAAUUCAAAAAGGCGCAAUUAGCUUUAGCUAAUUCUCUGAUGUUGUUACCGAAAUACUUUGACAGCUUUAUAAUUUGAUACUAUUGCUUAUGUAUAGUAAUAUCAUAUACGCUAACAUAUUCCGCAUUUAGCACCCAGCAUUGAAAAUAAGCGCAAGAAUUAAAACAGCUGAUUGCUU